Neogale vison (American mink) is the source of this 1056-nucleotide messenger RNA. RefSeq names its product family with sequence similarity 110 member D (gene FAM110D). The record is from RefSeq and is a predicted model, not a curated record. The coding region runs from base 199 to 1056 and encodes 285 amino acids. The transcript is spliced from 2 exons. NCBI's taxonomy places the organism in Eukaryota, Metazoa, Chordata, Mammalia, Carnivora, Mustelidae.
UGGCUGCCACCAAAGUUACUUCCAGUCCUUACUGUCCCUCCUGCCCUUGUCUGGUCCUGCCCAGGGACCCCUGCUUCAAGCCUAGCCUCAGUGAGGGCACAGAGGCACCAGGAAGCCCCGGCCAGUUACUCUUGGCUCCUCAACUAGCUGCCUACUUCCAGUGGCUUAUGGGGUACAAUCCUGUCCAGCUCCGCUGAGAUGAUCCUGGCCUCUCCCUCCACCCCGUCCAGGGGACGCACCCCCAGCGCGGUGGAGAGGCUGGAGGCCGACAAAGCCAAGUAUGUCAAGACCCACCAAGUGAUAGCACGACGCCAGGAGCCCGCUCUGCGUGGGGGUCCCGGACCGCUCACCCCGCACCCCUGCAAUGAGCUGGGGCCCCCUGCAUCGCCCAGGAUGCCCGGGCCCGCCCGCCGGAGCAGCGGCAGGCGGCUGCCAAGGCCUGACUCCCUCAUCUUCUACCGCCAGAAGCGGGACUGCAAGGCUUCGGUGAACAAAGAGAACGCCAAGGGCCAGGGGCUGGUGAGGCGCCUCUUCCUGGGCGCCCCCCGAGACGCCACCUCGAGCAGUCCGAGCCCAACAGAGCGACCAGCGGCUCCUGGGGUUUGGGCCGCGCCCCAAGAUGCCCCGGAAGCGGCAGGAAAGCGGGCGCUGUGCCCCACAUGCUCACUACCCCUGUCGGAGAAGGAGCGCUUCUUCAACUAUUGCGGCCUGGAGCGCGCGUUGGUGGAGGUGCUGGGCGCUGAGCGCUUCUCUCCGCAGAGCUGGGGCGCCGACGCCAGCUCCCAGCCCGGAACGUCGCCGCCGCUAGGCUCUGGGGACACCAGCGACUGGACGUCCAGCGACAGCGACACGGAUCGCCCGGACGGAGCUGGCGGCGGCGGUGGCGGUGGCGGUGGCGGUGGCGGUGGUGGCGGCGGCGGCGGCGGCUCGGAGGCGGAGGGCUCGGCGCGGGACGGGCGCCCCCCGGUGUCGGUGGUGGAGCGCAACGCGCGCGUCAUCCAGUGGUUGUACGGCUGCCAGCGCGCCCGCGGCCCGCCGCGCGAGUCCGAGGUGUGA